UCCAACGAUAGGGCGUAGAGGCCUCGCGGCAUGCUUGCGUUGCCUGUCCAUAUCUUGGGAAGAGAACUUUUCCACGAUUGGUGUCGACUUCCAUAAAAGAGUACAUGCUGCAGGAAAAACAGACUGUCACCCAACUUUCCCCACACUCCUUUAUUGACUCCUCUUCUUGUCAGAUCAAGAUCCAUUCUUUGCAAGAUGCGUCUCGACAUGCGAAACCUUCUGGCUGCCUCCCUUCCUCUUGUCGUCCUGGGUGCGCGCAAGCGCGACGUGUCCCCGUCCGCAACAUUCCAAUUGUACGCGUACGGCGAUGGCUUUGGUGGAUUGCCGCUCUUCUAUGCGGAUGGCCUCGCCUACAUUGGUGAUCCGAGCCUUGCUAACAGCUCGGAUGCUGCUGUCGUGAUCUUCACUACGGACUCUGAUCACCACUUCGUCGGCAAUCCAAACGUCACUGCCGGCGAUAUUGCGCCCUCGUGGUCCAACGUUACGUUGUUCGUUCCCGAGCCCUCGUCCGGCGACAAGCGUGUUGGCUUCCUUCCGCCGAACGAUGGUACCGGCAACGCUACCACGCAUACUUCUGGCUUCGCCUUCUACGGGUCCACGGCCAUGCUUUACGGCGACGAUGGCAGCAUCGCGACCUCUUUCAGCGGCAUGCAGUCGCAGAAGAACGGCAUCUACGAGCUCUUCUGGAACGACACUGAAGGAACAACACCGUUGACGCUGAGAAGACAAGCACCUAGCAACAAGCCUAGUAACAUAACCUCGGAAGCUCGCUAGAUCGGGAGUAGACUAUCUUCGAAUGU
Messenger RNA from Alternaria alternata, 800 nucleotides. RefSeq lists its product as hypothetical. The coding region runs from base 196 to 774 and encodes 192 amino acids. The record is from RefSeq and is a predicted model, not a curated record. The transcript is spliced from 2 exons. NCBI's taxonomy places the organism in Eukaryota, Fungi, Ascomycota, Dothideomycetes, Pleosporales, Pleosporaceae.